UAUAACUAAUCAUAACUUUGGUUGUUUUUGCUUGAAAAAUCAUCCGAUUCCUGCAAAUUAACUCAUACCGGAUGAAACGUCACCUUCAAAAUUACAGGUAACUUCCGGUAAAUAUAAAAUCCGACCGAAAGCGUGGUUACCUUUCAGAAAUAAAAUGCUAAGCGUCGGCAUUUUGCUUCAUGAUCAGCUGAGUUCAUUUUAGAAGAGAAAACCUCCAUGAAAAAAAUGUCUAACGACAUAUUUGAAGCCCCAAAACACUGGCCAGAAGAUGUUGGAAUCCUAGCGAUAGAAAUUUAUUUCCCUAAAACAUACGUUUGUCAAGAGAAAUUGGAGGAAUUUGAUGGUGUUAGUAAAGGCAAGUACACAAUCGGCCUCGGUCAAAAACGCAUGGGUUUUUGUGGAGAUCGCGAAGACAUCAAUUCAUUGGCUCUUACUGUGGUUCAGAAUCUCUUUGAGAGGAAUUCCAUAGAUCCUAAAGAURUAGGGCGACUUGAGGUUGGGACUGAGACUUUGAUUGAUAAAUCGAAGUCGGUGAAGACUGUUUUGAUGCAGCUGUUUGAGGAAUCGGGGAAUAGUGAUGUUGAAGGGAUCGACACCACCAACGCUUGCUAUGGAGGAACUCAAGCUCUUUUUAAUGCUCUAGCUUGGAUUGAGAGCAGUGCUUGGGACGGUCGUCUUGCUGUUGUUGUGGCUGCUGAUAUAGCUGUAUAUGCUGCCGGUAAUGCAAGAAGCUCUGGAGGAGCUGGGUCUGUUGCAAUGCUUGUUGGACCUAAUGCACCCCUUGUUAUUGAAAGAGGUUUGAGAGGUGUUCACAUGCAACAUGUAUAUGAUUUUUACAAACCAAACAUGUCCUCAGAGUAUCCAGUAGUUGACGGCAAGCUGUCUGUGAAAUGCUACUUUAGAGCUGUUGAUCAUUGCUACCAAAGAUAUAAAGAAAAGUUGGCCAAAAAAGAAAGUCAUGAUAGAGUCAAUAUUAAUGCUAUGGAUUAUAUAGCAUUCCAUACACCCUUUUGUAAGAUUGUUCAGAAGUGUGUGGCAAGGAUGGUCUUGGCUGAYUUCCUGGCAGAGCAGGAAUCAGAUGUGGAUGUUAAUGGCUGCUAUAAUGAUUUAUUAAAAUACAGAUGUCUCAGUCUUAGUGAAACAUUGRACCAAGAGACACUGGCCAAAGAGAUAGAACGUGCUUCUGUUAAAGCAAGUCAGAAAAUAUUUGAAGCCAAGGCUUUACCAUCCAUCAAUAUAGCAAGAGAGGUUGGAAAUAUGUACACACCAUCCUUGUAUUCUGGUCUUGUCUCUUUGCUUUAUGGUAUUCCUGCUUCUGACUUAGCUGGCAAACGUAUUGGUAUGUAUUCUUACGGAUCAGGCUUAGCUUCUGCAAUGUUUUCGUUACGGGUUGCCGAAGAUUUUCGUCCAAGUUCGCCUCUUCACCGCCUUCUUGCUUCGGUAGAAGACGUCCCGUCACGCCUCGCGGCGAGAUGCGAAGUCUUACCAGAGGAUUUUGUAAAGACUUUGGAAAUUCGAGAAAAGGCGUAUCAUGCUAGCAGUUAUACACCUGUGGGCUCGUUACAAAAUCUAUUUCCAGGAAGUUUCUACCUGGAAAAUAUCGAUAAAAUGUUCAGAAGAACAUAUUCCAGGAAAUCAAAAGUCGAGUCAUCGAAGUAACUUGGUCUUCAAAACUAUUUAGGAUUCCCAUUAUCGGAUAACGUCGACUGUGUUUGUACUGAGUUGUUGAACUGCCGUUAUGAAUAUUUUUCUUUCAACACCCAAAGAUGACUUCAUAGCAGGCAAUAUGGAGGCUGGGAUCAUACCUUUWGUUUGACUGGUGUCAACAUAUUUUCAUAACAUGAAUGGUUUUUACCGAUCGUUAUAAAAAGGCAGAUCAGACCAGAUCUUUAAUUAGAAACGAUUUACUAUGUAAAAAGAUUAAGAAAAAAUCAAUCAAUCAAUAAAACAACAAAACACAUGAUAUUGACAAAUUAAAAGUCAUACGUUAUUGACGUAUUAAUGUUAUUAAAAAGAGUUGUGAAAAUAUAGACCGAUGCCGAAUAAAAAUAUCCAGUUUAUUUUACAAUGAGAAUGCUGCUGAAUAUAACUUUUGCCCAUAAAAACUGCUAUGCUCGACGCGCUUGCUUCAAGUCUAAAAUCGGCUAUUAUUCUAUGGCAAAGAACUGUUUUAAUAAUGAUAAUAAUAAUAAAUAUUAAACA
This is a messenger RNA of Actinia tenebrosa (Australian red waratah sea anemone), 2202 nucleotides long. Its product is annotated as hydroxymethylglutaryl-CoA synthase 1. The record is from RefSeq and is a predicted model, not a curated record. Gene Ontology annotation, molecular function: hydroxymethylglutaryl-CoA synthase activity. NCBI's taxonomy places the organism in Eukaryota, Metazoa, Cnidaria, Anthozoa, Actiniaria, Actiniidae. Gene Ontology annotation, biological process: acetyl-CoA metabolic process.